Messenger RNA from Lymnaea stagnalis (great pond snail), 3544 nucleotides. The record is from the annotation of a GenBank genome assembly. NCBI's taxonomy places the organism in Eukaryota, Metazoa, Mollusca, Gastropoda, Lymnaeidae.
ACUCUCAUCACAAGUACUUGACAUUGAAGUAAAAUUUCGUCAUUGUUUUUAAAGGAUAGUAUCGACUGUUUUAAGAUUGUCACAAAAAGAGGUUAUUUCUGAUACAUAUGUUAAAUAAAUUUGUUUGUUUAAACACACUGUUCUGGGUAUUUUAAGGAUAUUAUUUGGUUUUAAAUUACGUUAAAUUAUUUUAACCAGCCAGGCCCUUCAGUCCGACCGUCAGUCAGUAGCUGUUGCUGUCGACCGUUGCCGUACAAGUAGUAGUAGUAGUAGUAUUAACUGUAUUCAUUUAAAUUUAAUUAUUAAUAGUUUAAUUAUAAUAAUAAUAAUUAAGACAGAGUAGUUAGUAGUAGUAGAGACUCGUUCAAGUCCUAGUCCAAGUAGUCUGUGGUCAGUUCAGUAAGUCACACACUCAUACAGAUGUUCACUCGGUAAAAAAAAAAAAAACAACAACUUUCCAGCACAAAAUGCUCAAUUGUUAUGCCAUUAAUUUGAAAGAAAAAAUGCCAAAAUGUCCAAAAAAUAAAUGUAAAAAUCUUUGAUUAUUAUUAUCAUAAAUCAACCAACCUCUUACUCUUACUUUACCAUAAGAAGAGAGGGUUUGGACUCUGAUAAAGCUUUUAAAGUAGAUUAAUGACUCAAUUAAUGAGCAUUAAAAAUGACAUUACUUUUAUUAUUAUUAAUCUUAAGUAGGUGUUGCCUACCUUUAUGGUUUUGAAAAUUUAAUAUGUGUUAAGAUUUUGGCUCGUAGAAUAAACAAUAAGUAACAUUAACAAAGGACUGAAAAAAAGAAAAUGAUACCAAAGCUAGUGAUACUAAUAUAUUUAAUUUAACUAACCAAAUACAAAUUUGAGUUCAGAAGCAAAAAUAUUGUAUCAACUUACAAUAACUUACAGCAAGUGAUAAAGGUACACUCCUCAAAAAUACAUAUAUUAAUUUACACACACACAAUUAUGUCUGGUAUAACAAAAAUCUUUCCCUCACUCUCCCUAUCUUUCGCUGCUAAGAAAUCACACAGCCUAUAUAUGGGAACCAACUCAGAAUGCUCUCAUACAGAAAUUCUAGAAUUUGUGUCACCUAUUAGCAUUCUGUAGAAUAAAUAGAAUGCAUUCAAAUGUAAACAACCUUUUUCCAGCCCAGAAAGGGAUGAGCAAGGAAUGUGUGACACAGCUCAUUUACUCAGUGAUGUCAUUAUCAAGGUCAUACUAACAGACAAGUGAUGAUGGCUAAAAAUAGCUCUACCUUAAAGUGAAAAAUAGUUCAAGUCAUAGGCUUUAUUAUAACAAUAUGCCUACUGCUUAUUUUUUUUUUUACAAUUAAAAAAUUCUUAUACCGUAUUCUAUUUACAGGUAAAAUAAAGACAACACAAUGCCUGCUGAAAACCCACAAAUAACUGGUGCACAACAAAACACUGAAGAAAAACCAAAGUGUAAAGCAUGUUGUGCCUGUCCAGAAACAAAAAAAGCAAGAGAUGAAUGGUAGGUAGUAUUUAUCUGAGAGUCUAAAUAAAUGACAAACAAAUUUGUCAAAUAAAGGAUUCUCUCAAACUCUGGCUAUUACAAGAACUAAGAUAUAUACCUUUCUUUCCAAGGAGUUACUUUAGCAUUCAAACCAGAUAAACUAGUAUGUAAUGGUGUUAAAAAUUUAUUUUAGCACCUAAUUCUGAUUUUUUAAAGCUACAUAAAAAAAGAUCUACUUCAUUUUAUGAUUUUUUUUUUACUUUUUGAUAUUUUUUUUGUUAAGAAAUGAUUUCAAUAACUAUAAAAGUUAAUCAUCAAUAAUUUAAAAAAAAAAUAAUUUCAGCGUCAUUGAAAGGGGAGAGGAAAAUUGUGGGGAUUUAAUAGAGAAACACAAACAGUGUAUGAGAGACUUAGGAUUCAAGAUAUAAAAGGUAAAAAUGUAAUUUCAAUUGUCUGCUUAUCACAUAUAUUUCCUUGUCAAGAUUCUAACAUUUAAUAAAUGAAGGACUACGUUCAAGUUAUGUGAAUGACAAAUGUCUAUAUAUUUCAAGCUCCCACAUACCUUGUUCCAAUAAUUCCUUCUAAAAUUUAACAAGAUUCAUGUGACAAAACUAUGUCUGUAAUCUUAGUUGCAAAUGCACAGAAUUGAAAAUUAGUGCCUUAGUGGAUAUAUGAUCUUCUUGUCUCUAAUUGUACAAAGCUAGAUUGUGGCUAGGUGGCAACCUUGAUUGCAUGCUCCCUGGAGUUGACAAUCAAUAUAGUUGCUACAAGAAAACUUAUUUGCUUUUUCUUGGAAGUUCAUAUGAAGGUCAAGUGACCUCUUGUUACCUUUUCUAUGCUGGAAAAGUAGAGAGUGGAUAUAAAAAUAAACAUGAAAUACUGGUAUCCUACCUUUAUUUAAAAUGGUAAUAAUUUAAUAGUUAUUAAUUUUAUGAUGUAUGUAGUUAACCACAACAAUUAACAUUUGUAUUUAAUUGAAUAUGAAAUUUUUUCAUUAUUUCUAUUGUCUUUCUCAGGAAUUUCAAGUAUUAUAUUGAACUUUUGUAUGUUUACAGGCCAUUUGGUUAUCUGAUAAAGCCUCUGAUGUACUAUAUGAACAAGACAUGCUAAAGUAAAAUGCAAUGAUUACUUGAAUGGGUGUGACUUUUUUGGCAGAUGAAUCAGAUGAAUGUGAAUGAAAAAAUAUUACAGAGAACUUUUGUUAAAACUAAAUGAUAUAUAAUUUUUAAUGACAUUUGGUUUUGUAUGAAUGUGUUUCAUUGACUGUAAUGUGAUAUGCAAUUAUUGUUGUGCCUAUUCUUCACCCAAAACCCACUUUUUGUUCACACUUUUCAUAUAAGGUUUAAAGAGAAAGUAAGUAACAAGUCUUUUGCACACAUAAAAAAUAAAUUACUUUAAAUUAUUUGUUUAUUAUUAAAUAGAAAUGAUUUUUUUAAAACAUUGUAUGAGGACAAAUAACUUAUUAUUAGAUUAGGUCAGUCUUAUUUGUUCACUUAUUCAGAUAUUUUCCAAAUAUUAUUGGAAGAAUAUGAUUUACUUUUUAAAUAUAAGGCAAAUAAUUUGGCUAUCAAUGAGUAUCAAUUUAUUGUUCAUUUAAAGUAUUAUUUUAAUUAUGUGAAUUGAACUUUUCCAACAUUUGUAUUGCUUUGACAUUACAAAUCUUUGGAUGAAAAGAUUACUACAAGAAUUGCAUGGAUGAUUUGUUCUUUAUUAAAUAUGAAUUUUUACUGAAAUAAACAUGAAUUAAAGUAUUAUAUUAUUUCACUUUUUUUCCAAGCCCCUCCACUUCCCUUUUGCUUUGUCAUACAUAUUUGUUUACAAAAUCAGAGUAAAGAUGAGUUAGUAAAAGCAGGGACAUCUAUAUAUUACAUUGGGGCAGUAGACUUUAAUAUCUCCCCUAUCUCUCAUACCCCAACUGUGGGAUCAUAUUUUAGGAAAUGCCACAACUAUGUACUAGUGAGGUUAACCCCAUAUGGCAUUUCCCAUCUGCUCAAGGCUUGUUAAUGUUAGUAUAUAGUUUCAGUCAUAAUAGAUUUCUUAGAAUGUUUGUAUUUUCUGAACAUUUGUGUAAAAAUGUAAUAUCU